Molecule: messenger RNA, 771 nt
Organism: Dictyostelium discoideum AX4
Lineage: Eukaryota; Evosea; Eumycetozoa; Dictyosteliales; Dictyosteliaceae
Exons: 2
Coding region: 1-771 (256 amino acids)
Source: RefSeq, a predicted model, not a curated record
AUGGAUUUCCUUGAUAAUUGUGAAAUAUGUUCAUCAAAUAAACUAUCCAAUAUUAAAUAUAGUCUUAUAUUAUUUGAAGAAAGAAAAGAAGGAGGAGGAGGAACAAAAGGAGGAGGAGGAGGGGAAGAAGGAGAGGUUGUACCAUAUCAAUCAGUAUUAAAUAAUAAUAAUAAUAAUAUUCAAGAAAAUAAUGAAGAAUUUAUUGAAACAUUUAAGGAGAAUUGUAAAGAUUUAUCAAAAGUUGGUAAAAAAAUAAGAGUGACUCUUUUGGAUGGAUUCAAUGAGAAAUUAACUCCAACAACGUUACCAGAAGGUAUUAAAUCAUUACAUUUAUUUGAUAUUAAACAAGAAUUAGAGAUUGGUUCAAUUCCUAAUACUGUGGUGAGUCUAUCUUUGGAGGAUGGAUUUAACCAAAUUUUAAAACCUGGUGUAAUUCCAGAAAGUGUGAAAGAGUUGUAUAUACAUGAUAUAAAGCAAGAUUUAAUAAUUGGAUCAAUUCCUAAUACAGUGAGGAAUGUAUAUUUUCAAGAUGGUUUCAAUCAAAUAUUAACACCUGGUAUAGUGCCUAAAGGUGGUGUUAAAUAUUUAUAUUUUUACAAUAUAAAACAAAAAUUAAUUAUUGUUUCAAUACCUGAGACUAUAACAACUGUAUUUAUUUUAAAUGGAACCAAUCAAAAUUUAACACCAGGUAUAAUACCAGAAGGUGUUAAAUUGGUUUAUUUAAUUGAUACAAAACUCAAAACUUCACAAAAUAAAAAGAUAAAAAUAUAA